Molecule: messenger RNA, 2019 nt
Organism: Lachancea meyersii CBS 8951
Lineage: Eukaryota; Fungi; Ascomycota; Saccharomycetes; Saccharomycetales; Saccharomycetaceae
Source: the annotation of a GenBank genome assembly
AUGCAAACGCAGCAGAUUUUAAGUCAGCUGGAACAGAAUCUUUUUUUACCGUCGGGACUUUUAUCUUGCGAAAAAACUACGGGAGAGCCGCCAUUCAAGUGCACGCUAGCGUACGGAAUCGUGGCGGAUGCAUCGAUGUUGGAUUGCGGGUGCAUUGUUUCCGAAAAGCUGUUGGAAGAACUGCAGAAUCAUUUAGAGGACAAAAACCCUAAAUUCUGUCCCGUGUGUCUCAGCUGCUCGUCUACUAUGGUCGGUCCAGUUAAGCCGCUGCGAAUGCUUCACGACCAAUUGCAGUUUUUUAAACAGGACGAAGAACGACGCAGUCCUUCCGAACUGCAUUUUCGCAAACUCCCAUCACCCUCCUCACCGAAAUUUCAAGCUUCACAGGACGAACCCUCACAGACGGAUUUCUAUAACAAAGAUCAGCAGCAUGUGCCGAAACAGUCGCUGAUCUCGCUGUUCCACUCCGUCGCAUCCAGUCUUGACAAUCCAGACGAGGAGGAAGCUAUCGAGGUACACUCUCUAGACAAUGCUUCGAAUACAAAAACUGUGCCUAUCCAAGAUUCAGGAUCGGUUCCCGUGUCGCUGGCGACCACGGAAUCGCCCUCUUCGGUACAGAUAUCAGAGCUGGAUGAGGAAAAAGAGUUCUAUUUUGCCAAGUGUUUUCCCAUGUACAGAAAAAGGUCUCAGUUCAAUACUCACAACAAGUUUCUGCGAACCAAAAGCAAGCAAUUUGUUAACACCGCUAUUAGUCCCAAUUGCACUAAGUUUGCUCUCAUUACUGAACAAAAAUGGGAGGUUUAUAGUAUAUCUCAACAGCCCAAGAAGGACGACCAUGAAUCCAAAAAAGAUAGGGACCUGAGGAAAAUACUGAGUCGAAGUCGUACUUCGCAGCUCAAAGAUGAUGGACCCGGAAGUCCGGAGAGUGUCUCGCUACUGUUCUGUGGUAAGUUCACCGGCGAAUAUGGAACCAGUUUUGAGACAUUGCAAUGGCCUUCAGACUUGAGCUGUCUCUACACCCCAAAGCAGCUUGAAGGCUCUCGCACUGUGCCUAAAAUCCCGCCUGCUGAAACGUGGGAGCACCUUUACUGUCAGAUGUCAGAAGAUCUUCUAAUCAUAUCCGGAACCAAGGGCCGCUUUCGAGUAUUUGACAUGAAUUGUGAUGGAAAACCUAUUUAUACUUACGGGUCCACCUUCCCGAUAAGAUGUAUUGACAUAGACGCAAAGAGCUCUUUAAUAGCGUGCGGGAUAACAGGGAACGAUAGAAGCACGGGCGCAGAGCACGCUCUAAUUCUUUUCCAUCAGGUUGAAAAAGACACAAAGUCCUCCGCUGCAGAUGACAUCUGCGAUGUCAGAUACAAAUUCUCAUCACCUAUUACCACUACACUCCCCUACCGAGAUCCUAUCAACACCUUGCAGUUUUCACCGGACAGCAAUUACAUUUCCUGCUCAACUGCUCUUGAAUCGCGGUUUUUGGUGAUAUCUCUGCGAAAAGUCCACGAACCACGUCUCGUUAUGAAGUCUUUGCGUUCUAUUGAUACAUCUCUCGAAUCCGAAGGAAUUACAGAUACUAAAAUGUUCCCGGGCAAUUCGAGUCUUAUGUGUGUCACAUCAGUAGCUUUCAACGCCCCUCCGAUAGUCAUAAACACACGCAUACAGACAAUUAACGUGGCCCAAAGCGUUGCGCAACCGGCUAUGCUUCUCCGACUCGAUGAGUUGGGAUCAAAGAUCCACAAAUGUGAAAUCUCACCUAGAAAUGAUUCCAUUGCGUUCCUCGACCGCAACGGGAAUGUUUUCAUAAUGUAUGCUCCCACACUUCUCGACAACGAGAAGAGAAGGAUUGUUUUGGUGGAUGCGGUGGCCAAUGCAUCACGAGUUCGAGAAGCGGCUUCCCUGAAGUUCAGUGCAGACGGCCAUAAGCUCUAUAUUUUGGACAGAAAAGGCUCCCUCUAUGUGGAGGAUUUUGCAAACGGCUUGCCGCAGGAUCAGGAUGUUACGAAAUGCAAACAAAUAAACUGA